UCUCCAGGGGAAAUGAAAGGAAUAAAGGUAAACCCCACUUCGAGGAACCACAACGCAAUGCAAGGACAAAGGAGUUGAAGUGACCUGGUGAUUCUGAGUGAGUUGAUCAAGGAGGCCUUCCUGGAGGAGGCUGAGGCCCCAAAGUGUGGCCGCCACGACAUAUUGAGCUAUUUCCAAGCUCAGGCCCAGCACUCAGGCUGACCUAGCCAAGGUCCCCACUGGUUACCGAGGAUGAGGUUCCUCCGCAGACGCCACAUGCCCCUGCGCCUGGCCAUAGUGGGCAGUGCCUUUGUGCUCUGUCUCUUCAUCCUGCAGAGGGAUGUAAGCAGCAGGGAACAAGCCACAGAGAAACCAUGGCUGAAGUCUUUAGUGAGCCAGAAGGAUCAUGUUUUGGAUCUCAUGCUGGGAGCUGUGAACAACCUUAAAGAUUCGUUACCCAAGCUCCAGAUCAGGGCUCCGGAGCCCCAGGAGACACUUGUUUCCACAAAGAAGUCCUGUCUCCCCGGAUUCUAUGCCCCAUCUGAGCUGAAGCCCUUCUGGGAACGGCCACCACAGAACCCCAGCAGCCCUGGGGCAGAUGGGAAAGCAUUUCAGAAGGACCAGUGGACGGCCCUGGAGACCCAGGAAAAGGAAGAGGGCUAUAAGAAGCACUGCUUCAAUGCCUUUGCCAGUGACCGGAUCUCCCUGCAGAGAGCCCUGGGGCCAGACACCCGACCCCCGGAAUGUGUUGACCAGAAAUUUCGGCGCUGCCCCCCACUGCCCACCACCAGCGUCAUCAUUGUGUUUCACAACGAGGCCUGGUCCACGCUGCUGCGGACGGUGUACAGUGUCCUACACACCUCCCCUGCCAUCCUUCUCCAGGAAUUACUUGCUGUCGAUCCAGCAAGCAAGAAAUCAUACUUAAAGGAGCAGCUGGAGCAGUACGUGAAGCAGCUGCAGAUUGUGAGGGUGGUGCGGCAGGAGGAACGGAAGGGGUUGAUCACUGCCCGACUGCUGGGAGCCAGCGUGGCACAGGCAGAGGUGCUCACCUUCCUGGAUGCCCACUGUGAGUGCUUCCAUGGCUGGCUGGAACCCCUCCUGGCUCGCAUCACAGAAGACAAGACGGCGGUGGUGAGCCCGGACAUCGUCACCAUUGACCUUAACACUUUUGAGUUUUCCAAGCCCAUACAGAGAGGCAGAGUCCAUAGCCGUGGCAACUUUGACUGGAGCCUGACCUUCGGCUGGGAAACUCUGCCUGAACAUGAAAAGCAGAGACGUAAGGAUGAGACCUACCCUAUCAAAUCCCCGACGUUUGCUGGUGGCCUCUUCUCCAUCUCCAAGUCCUACUUUGAACACAUCGGUACCUAUGAUAAUCAGAUGGAGAUCUGGGGAGGGGAGAACGUGGAAAUGUCCUUUCGGGUGUGGCAGUGUGGGGGCCAACUAGAGAUCAUCCCCUGCUCUGUGGUAGGCCACGUGUUCCGCACCAGGAGCCCCCACACCUUUCCCAAAGGCACCAAUGUCAUUGCUCGCAACCAAGUGCGCCUGGCUGAGGUCUGGAUGGAUAGCUACAAAGAGAUUUUCUACCGGAGAAAUAUGCAGGCAGCAAAGAUGGCCCAAGAGAAAUCCUUCGGUGACAUUUCGGAACGCCUGCAGCUGAGGGAAAAACUACAUUGUCGUAACUUUUCCUGGUUCCUGCACAACAUCUACCCAGAGAUGUUUGUUCCUGACCUGAAACCCACAUUCUAUGGAGCUAUAAAGAACCUCGGCAUCAACCAAUGCCUGGAUGUGGGUGAGAAGAACCAUGGAGGGAAGCCCCUCAUCAUGUACACCUGCCAUCACCUUGGCGGCAACCAGUACUUUGAGUACACAACCCAGAGAGACCUUCGCCACAAUAUCGCAAAGCAGCUGUGUCUGCAUGCCAGCGCUGGCACUCUGGGCCUUAGGAGCUGUCAUUUCAAUGGCAAAAAUAGCCAAGUCCCCAAGGACGAAGAAUGGGAAUUGACCCAGGACCAGCUUAUCAGGAACUCAGGAUCUGGUACCUGCCUGACAUCUGAAGACCAAAAGCCAGCCAUGGCCUCCUGUAAUCCCCGUGACCCCCACCAGCACUGGAUCUUCAUCUAGGCCCCAGAUCAUCCCCCGUGGGAGUUCCCACAAGCCUCUCAGGAAACAGCAUUUUUGGGAACCUGAGCAUCAGCUUCUCUGUAAGCCUUCAAAAUGGAUUUCUAAAACCAAUUUUGGAUGUCAAGGCAGAACCUUCCUACUCCUUGCAACAACAUUGGGCUCAUUUUCUUUCCUCCACAUUUAUGGAAGAGACUUUAAGAACACAUAUUUGGCCUAGAGCUUUCCUUCUGUCCUAGAAACAGAGACUUCUAAAGCAGAGAAGACAUCUGGGAUAUGGCCCAGGGCAGUGAUGGUGAAUUCAAGAAAAGUAUCUCUGCAGUCACAUCCUGAAUCCCUGGUCAACUAGAGCACUCACAGAAGCUAGUGAAAUAGUAUAUUCACUUGCUAAUAGUAUCCCAAGUUUGUAGAGCCGUUUUCAGUUUACAGAAAGCACCCUGACAGGAAUCCUUUAUCUUACUUCAUCUGCACAAUAAUGCUGUGAGAAACACAAGACAGGAACCACCACAGCUAGUGGAUGGCUGGAGCUGAGACUGAGACUUGAUCUUGAACAUGGAGCCAGGGUGCCUUCCACCACACUACAAGAACACUAGAUGAGUGGCCAUUGGCCUUCCCUCCAUUUCUCUCUUCCCUCCAUUCUAAUCAUUUCUGGCUGGCUGAUCUCCAUAAAGCCUAGAACCAUGGAGCCAGGUAGCCAUGAGGGAGACUACAUUUGGAAAUCCUGGGGUAUUCGCGUUGAAAGCUCAUGGAGCCAGUGAUUCUCAGGUUUAAGUCCCAGAACCCUUUUGUCAGUGCUCCGUAUAUAAUGUAAAUAAAAGGCAAAGUAGCCAUGGGUGAAACUGAGUGUGGCUGAGGGCAAUGCCUUCCAACCCCUGAACUUCUAAAGUUCUGUAAGCUUAAUUUGAAAACUAUCCUUUUAGUCCAACCUUAUCAUUUUCACACUAUGAAACCAAGGGCAAAUAAAGUAAAUUUGCCCAGGGCCACACAACAAAGUAUUGGGAGCCCUGUGGCUAGGAGCCAGAUAAAGCAAACAAACCUAGGAAGUCUGAGGAAGCAGGGACAGUGUCUAGCAAAGCAUGACUGUGUGACUGGCCUUGUCUGCUGUAUUCGCAUGAAGUCUCCACAUGGAGCAGACCUGACAUGCACAUCAGCACUUUUCUAAGCAUGUUGGUCCCCACACACAUGGCUGCUUUGCCUGAAUUAGAGAGUCCAGCUGCCUAGAGGAGGAUUCACGUUCCUUCCAGGACUUCUGACUUUCAUUAGCAGGCUGUCAUCUUGGACAUCACCACAUGAGAGUGCCAUGGGACUACAGCUGCCUCUCCUUCCCAGCAACUCUACUGCUGGAGGUCUCCCAGGUCCCUGAGAACCUUCAGGACCCUGUAGAAGAGACAUUCUGGGGUAGCCCAGCGAA
Molecule: messenger RNA, 3508 nt
Organism: Pteropus alecto (black flying fox)
Lineage: Eukaryota; Metazoa; Chordata; Mammalia; Chiroptera; Pteropodidae
Gene: GALNT6
Product: polypeptide N-acetylgalactosaminyltransferase 6
Exons: 13
Coding region: 232-2100 (622 amino acids)
Cellular component (GO): Golgi apparatus
Source: RefSeq, a predicted model, not a curated record